Molecule: messenger RNA, 1086 nt
Organism: Arabis nemorensis
Lineage: Eukaryota; Viridiplantae; Streptophyta; Magnoliopsida; Brassicales; Brassicaceae
Source: the annotation of a GenBank genome assembly
AUGAAGCGAUUCAUUGUCCUUGCGCUUUGCUUGCUUCUGAUUCUUGAGACCACAAAGGGUUUAGAUUUCCAUGACAAAGAUGUGGAAUCAGAGAAUACCUUGUGGGAUCUAUACGAGCGGUGGAGGAGCCACCACACAAUUGCUAGGAACCUUGAAGAGAAGGUAAAGAGGUUCAACGUGUUCAAGCACAACGUGAAGCAUAUCCACCAGACCAACAAGAAGGACAAACCUUACAAGCUCAAGCUCAACAAGUUUGGUGACAUGACUAGUGAGGAAUUCAGGAGAUCAUACGCUGGUUCAAACAUCAAACAUCACAGGAUGCUUCAAGGCGAAAGACGGACGACAGGAAGCUUCAUGUAUGCAAAUGUAGAUUCUCUCCCAACCUCCGUUGAUUGGAGAAAGAAUGGAGCUGUCACUCCUGUCAAAAACCAAGGCCAAUGCGGGAGCUGUUGGGCGUUUUCAACAGUUGUGGCGGUGGAAGGGAUUAACCAAAUAAGAACCAAAAAGCUGACAUCACUAUCAGAGCAAGAGCUAGUGGACUGUGAUACGAAUGAGAACCAAGGGUGCAAUGGAGGUCUAAUGGAUCUAGCUUUUGAGUUCAUCAAGGAGAAAGGAGGACUCACGAGCGAGCAAGUGUACCCUUACCAAGCUUCUGAUGAAACUUGUGACAAAAAAAAGGAAAAUGCACCGGUGGUUUCAAUUGAUGGUCACGAAGAUGUUCCCGCUAACAGCGAGGAUGAUCUAAUGAAAGCUGUUGCACAUCAGCCUGUCUCUGUUGCCAUUGAUGCUGGAGGAUCAGACUUCCAGUUCUACUCCGAGGGAGUCUUUACGGGGCGAUGUGGAACAGAGCUAAACCAUGGAGUUGCGGUAGUAGGCUAUGGAACAACGAUAGAUGGAACAAAAUAUUGGAUCGUUAAGAACUCUUGGGGAGAAGAAUGGGGAGAGAAAGGAUACAUAAGGAUGCAAAGAGGGAUCCGUCAUAAACAAGGACUUUGUGGCAUUGCAAUGGAGGCUUCGUAUCCUCUCAAGAACUCUCACACUAAUCCUUCUGGACUUUUCUCUCCUUCGCUUAAGGAUGAACUUUAA